Messenger RNA from Polyodon spathula (Mississippi paddlefish), 3715 nucleotides. RefSeq names its product fas-binding factor 1 homolog. Gene Ontology annotation, biological process: cilium assembly; establishment of epithelial cell polarity. The record is from RefSeq and is a predicted model, not a curated record. Bases 202 to 3645 code for a protein of 1147 amino acids. Lineage: Eukaryota; Metazoa; Chordata; Actinopteri; Acipenseriformes; Polyodontidae. Gene Ontology annotation, cellular component: ciliary transition fiber; ciliary basal body; centriole. The transcript is spliced from 31 exons.
GGAACCGGCUGACUCUAGUUUUUCGUGUCAGUUAGGGAGCUGUUGCUUUCUCCGACCGUUAGCGCUUGUGUUUAUAUCUUAAUGCAGCUUGAUUACAAAGGAAGGUUUUUGCAUGUAACUGGCGGGGAUAUGUCAGGACGAUUAGACUGGGCACGUCUGUAGAAAUGUGUUACAAAGAGCACAGAACGGAGGCAGGUGUCCAUGGUAACCGCGCGACGCUUCUGCUGUGAAUCAUUCCUGCCGAAAACAGUGAAGACGAUGUUAAGUGCUGGGAAACAAAAGAAAGCCCUAAGAAGCUCCAUCGAUGAUGUUUUGGGUGAUCUUCUUGGGGAUGACGAUGUUACUUCCAGCAAAACCAGCAGGUCCCCAGCAGGUGUGGGGGGCACUGGUAGAACAGCGGGCCUGCCCUCGAGAAGCGGGAGAAAGUCUCUGCUUGAUGACGACUUCUUCAGCAAGCUAGCAGAGGAGGCUGGCAAGGACGAGGGGUCGGAUAUCUCUGAAGCUGAUCCUUUGGCUUUGUUGGACAGCAUGAAGGAUAUUGAUGACAUGGAUGCAGAUCUCUUUGGGUCGAAGAAGAAGCCCGGUUCCGCCCCCAGUGGUUCUCUGUCAGGUGGACUGAAGCAGCAGGAGAAACCCAAAGCAGCUCUGAGCGAGGAUCCUGGGACUGAGGGGAGGAAGCCCAGUUCUGCCCCAGCGGGCUCGGCUCGGCAGUACAAGAAGUUUACAUUCAAGGAUGAUGAUGAUGAUGGUGAUAUCCUUGGCCCGAGUCCUGGCAGUAAAGAGGAGGAAGACCCUUUAGAAGACCUCCUGGGUCCCGGCACCAAACAGGAGGAGACAGCCCCCCCUGCCUCUGCCCCAGCUCGGCCGGCUGCGGUGCUCAGGAAGCGGGAGGAGUUGAGCUUCGAAGAGGAUGGGGAUGACCUGAUCAGUGCACUGGGCUUCGGGGAGAGUCCUAAAGGGAGAAGGAGAGCGGAGGACGUGGCCCCCCAGCCAGCCCGUUCACGGCUGGAUGAGAUUCUGGGGCGCGGCACGGCCCCCCGACUGCUGGAGCGCCCCCUAACAGGAGAGAACAAGGAGGUUCAGCAGGAGAAGAAGAGCCACCGCAGCCAGACAGAUGCGGUCGUGGAGGAGGAGGAUUUCACGUUUGGGGCAUACCAGCCGACCGUGAUGUCCACUCCAGAGGAGCGACAGUCCCGCAGACAGUCAGUCAGAUUUUCAACUGAGGACCUUAGCGGGCUGUCGCCAGAGAAGAAGUUGAAGCCGGCCACACCUGCCACCCCUCUCUCGGCACGCUCCAGCAAACCAGCAGCGGAUUGGCUGGGACUGAAGGAGGAGGAGGCUGCGGAUUGGAGGAGUCCCUCUCCAGUGCGGGACAGCCUGAGGCCUUCCCCCUCUCCCGACAUGCCCGCACCCCAGAUUCCCUCCCCCUCAAACAAGCCCCUGGGCUCCAGCGGGCCACCCUCGGGGGCUAAGGUCACAGACACCCCGCCUCCUGCCAGUGGCAGGACCCCCCACUCAGGACCCAGGCUGGAGGCGUCUGUGUCCAAGGAGCAGGAUGACUGGCUGGCAGGGGCUCUGUCCCGCAAGAGACAGCAGGAGAAGGGAGCAGGGUCCUGGGACUUGGAUGAAACAGAUGCCCCUGUCAGCAAGCCUGUGUCCUCGCCCGCUUCCCGAAGAAGACCUUCACUGACUGAGCCUCCCAAUAACACUGGCUCUUCGUUACCCUGGGAGAACCCCCAAAGACAGGCUACUCCCCCUCCACCAAGUGGGACAAGGAGAGAGGAUCCUCCCAGGACAGUGCCUGCACAGAGACCAGUGGAGACAAACACACCUGCCCUGCAGCCACAGCAGGUAGCCCUUGACAGUGACCCUUUCCAGCAGCAGCUGGUGCAGUCCCAGGCGCGAGGGCUGGGACCCCUCGCCCCCAGGGAUUUGGAGAGCAGGCUGGGGGUCCUGCAGAAGCAAAUGAGGGAGUGCGAGACGGAGCAGCAGGCAGGGGAGCAGGCCUUGCAGACCCGACUCACACAGACGGAAUGCCAGGUGCGCAAGCUGGAGCUGGAGCGGGACCAGGCACAGCUCCUUUUGGACACCUUGAUGCAGAGACAGAGGCAAGACCUGGAGCUGGUGGAGAGCACACACAGGACUCGUGUGAAGCUGCUGGAGGAGGCGUCCCAGCAGAGGGAGGCUCAUCUGCGUCAGGAGAGCGAGGAGCUGCAGGAGCGCGUAGCGGCUCUGGUACGGAGUGCUGAGCGGGACCGAGCAGAGCUCACCACACAGCACCAGCGCCGGCUCGGCGAGGCACAGCAAGAGAGGGACCGUGAGGUGGAGCGAAUGCGGCAGCUGCAGAGGCAAUCCAUCCUGGAGAUGAAGAAGGACCACGAGGAGCAGCUGCAGCGUCUCAGGAGGCUGAAAGACCAGGAGAUCGAUGCAGUGACAAGUGCCACCUCCCAGACCAGGUCUCUGAACAUCGUGAUUGAUCAGAUGGAGUCGUUCUCUCGGAAGCUGGGAGACCUGUCCUACAGGGUGGAGAGCACACACGAGCAGACUGCCCAGGGCCUGGAGCAGGGGGCCAGGCAGAGAGAUGAUCAGCUCAGGGUGCUGCAGGAUCGCCUGAGCCAGCAGCAGAGAGACAUGGAGGACGAGAGGAGCCGGCUGCAGUCUGUCAUCACCAAGAUGGAGAGCCGGCUCAGCGAGCAGCAGCGGCUCUUGGAGAAGGAGCGCUGGCGCCUGACGGCCGAGCAGAGCAAGGUGGAGUCCCUGCAGAGGGCACUGGAGGAGGAGAGGAGGGUGCUCACCCAGCAGAUCAGCAUGGAGAGGGAGGAGUUGGAGAGGGCGAAGAGUGCUCUGCUGGAGGAGCAGCAUGCAGUGAUGCAGCGCUGUGCGGAGGAGCGCAGAAAGCUGGCGGCCGAGUGGACGGAGUUUCACAAGCAAGAGCAGCAACGGCAAGAGCGGGUGGAGCGAGAGGCCAGCCGGGCACUGGAGAGAGACUCGUACAGAGAGGGGUCUCUGAUCAGCCUGGCACAGGAACAGGCAGACAUCAAGGUGAAGGCGGGCGAGCUGAAGCUAAGAGAGGAGGCUCUGAUCCGGGAGCGGGAGGCUCAGGAGAGGGAGCGGCAGGAGCUGCAGCUGGAGAAGGAAAGGGUUAACGGGGCCGCGCUGCGCCUCCGGCAGAGAGCAGAGGAGAUGGACUCUGUCAGCAAGCUUGCAUCCCAGAAAUAUGAGGAGGGAGAACGCGCUCUGCUGGAAGCAAAGCAAGUCGCCUCAGAGCAUCAGGCAAGACUGAGGAGCAUCCACCAGCAAAUGGAGCGCCUGAGACAGCAGGAGCAGCACCUGCACCAGGAGCGGCUGAGGCUGUCUGACCAGCGCAGAGAGCUGGAGCAGCUGAGACGGGGGAUCCCUGUCAACACACUGGCCAGGCCAGUCCCCACCAAUUUUGCCCCGUUGUUUGCCAGCACCCAGCUCAUCGCCCCUCAGGAGCCAGUGCGCUCCCAGCCUGCUGCUGGUACUGGUUCCCCUGAGCUGCGGGCCAAGCUGGCCCUCCUCAGACACACGGCAGAGAAGGACAGAGACUUCCUGGAGGAUGAACAGUUUUUCCUGGAAACUCUGAAGAAGGCUCCGUACAACUCUUCCACUCAGACAGCCUGACCCCAACAACCGAGGACUGCACAGCAGCAGCCAGCUGGAGAGUUAACCUUGGGUUUCAUAUAUUUUUUAC